Molecule: messenger RNA, 986 nt
Organism: Dryobates pubescens (Downy woodpecker)
Lineage: Eukaryota; Metazoa; Chordata; Aves; Piciformes; Picidae
Gene: GOLPH3L
Product: golgi phosphoprotein 3 like
Exons: 5
Coding region: 114-971 (285 amino acids)
Biological process (GO): Golgi to plasma membrane protein transport; Golgi vesicle budding; Golgi organization
Cellular component (GO): cytosol; Golgi cisterna; trans-Golgi network
Molecular function (GO): phosphatidylinositol-4-phosphate binding
Source: RefSeq, a predicted model, not a curated record
GGGCGGCUCCCGCCUCCCCUCCCCGGCCCCUCCGGGAGCUUUUCGUCGCCCAGGCCACGAAGUUUGAUCGCGGGGGAGGUUUGGGGGCGACCUUGGCUCAGGCUGGAGGGGAGAUGACGACGCUGACACGCCGAGCACGGCGCGCUGAGGCGGGAGGGAGCUCGCACAAGCAGCCUGACGGUGAGGAAGAUGGAGCUGCAGACAGAGACCUGAACGAGGAGGAACCUGAUGAUUCCAAAGAUAUCCGCCUCACACUGAUGGAGGAGGUGCUGCUUCUGGGGCUGAAGGACAAGGAGGGGUACACCUCCUUCUGGAACGACUGCAUCUCCUCGGGCCUGCGGGGCGGCAUCCUCAUCGAGCUGGCUCUGCGCGGCCGGAUCCAGCUGGAGCCACUCUCCCUCAGGAGGAAGAGGCUGCUGGAGAGGAAGGUGCUCUUGAAGUCAGAUGUCCCCACUGGUGAUGUGCUGCUGGAUGAGACCCUGCGACACAUCAAGGCCACAGAGCCUGCAGAAACAGUGCAGACCUGGAUAGAGCUCCUCACUGGGGAGACCUGGAACCCCUUCAAGCUGCAGUACCAGCUGCGGAACGUGCGGGAGCGGCUGGCCAAGGCGCUGGUGGAGAAGGGCAUCCUGGGCACGGAGAAGCAGAACUUCCUCCUCUUCGACAUGACCACGCACCCGGUCAGCAACGCCGCCGAGAAGCAGCGCCUGCUGCGGCGCCUGCAGGACAGCCUGCUGGAGCGCUGGGUCAACGAGCCCCGCCGCAUGGAGCGCCGCACGCUGGCGCUGCUGGUGCUGGCUCACUCCUCCGACGUGCUGGAGAACGUUUUCGCCAGCCUGGCCGACGACAAGUACGACCUGGCCGUCAACAGGACCAAGGACCUCCUGGAGGUGGACCCCGAGGCGGAAGCUGCCAAAGCCAAGGGGGCAGAGAUGAUCUGGGCCGUCCUGGCGGCUUUCAACAAGUCCUAAAGAGCCUCCGGCCCG